AAGGCUCGAAAGCUUCCCAAAAAUUCAAAAAAAACCGUAGAGCUGGGUUUAGCGAGGACCAAAAACGACAAAAUUCCAACACACACCUCAAAGGUAAACCGACCACACAUUUGAAAUUUUCAUCUUAUUAUCUGACAGUUUAAGGAGUGUAACACAUUCCAGGGCAUAAAACAGGGAUUAAAAUGUCAGCAGAAGAAGGCAAACUUGCGAAUACAGUAGUGAACGGGGUUGAAUCAAAUACAAGUUCUGGAUUUAAACUAGACACUCAAAAACAUAUAGAAAAGCCCUCUUUAGCUGAGUAUAUGGAGCAACUGACGACUGAAUUUGGAGAAGAAAUGGAUACACUGAGGCAGAAAGAGAUUUUUGAUCAGAGAAAACUGCAAAUGCUGAUUGAGGGCCUUCGAGCUGGUCAUAAAAUUUACGAAUAAAUAACCAAAGCAUAACAUAAAGACUGGAAAAUAAAGUCGGCUAAGAAACUUUCUAGAAUGCCUCUUCAUCGCUAAAUUCAUGGGCAGUAAAGAAGUCAUCGUCAGACAUCUCGAUAAAUGUAAAACUUCUUUCAAUAUCUUCAACGCUUUUAGAAGAGAAUUCAUAUAAAGGUUCAGAUUUCUUAGAAGAAUCCGAAGCUUCUCCUGAAGCUUCGAAAGGUCUGGGCGCAAUUUUGGCAUCCUUCUCUUGCUUUUUUCUUGCUUUUCGAAAGUUUUGUUUGUGCUUUUUACUGUUUUCGUGAUUUUUCAGCUGCUGUAAUGAGCGGAAAUACUUGUUGCAUAUGGAACAAUUGGUGAUGUCUACUGCUUCCGUCAUAUCAGUAGACGAACUUUCAUCCUCAUCCUCAUCCUCGCUCCAAUUCAAUUCUUGAUCUACAACUGUCCAUGAAGCAAGGGAUUGUUUUUUUAAAGAAUCCUGGUAAUUACGGCGAUCAUGCUCGCUUUGUUUGCGAGAUGCAGCUUGCAAAGAUUCAUAACGUUCAGGGUCUGAGAUUUUCUUCACGUUUUGACGCCGAGGAUCUAGUUUACACAUUGUUGCAAUCAGUGCACGAACUGCUUCAUCAUACUGUCGAAUAGAGUAUUUAAUACAUUUUUGGUUUUCGUUUUUC
This is a messenger RNA of Schizosaccharomyces cryophilus OY26, 1096 nucleotides long. RefSeq lists its product as uncharacterized. Lineage: Eukaryota; Fungi; Ascomycota; Schizosaccharomycetes; Schizosaccharomycetales; Schizosaccharomycetaceae. The transcript has a single exon. The record is from RefSeq and is a predicted model, not a curated record. Bases 183 to 428 code for a protein of 81 amino acids.